GAAGACGUCGCACGUUGUAAACAGUGUAGAAAAAAAAACACCUUUUGUCGGGCCGUUUGGCUCCCCGAAAAUGGAAUCUGAAGAGGGAACGACGGAAAUAACAACAAAGAUGACCGUGGAAAACCAGGAUCUAGGUUUCCUACAGCAGUCGGUUGGAGUGUUUAUGGCUGAAUAUGGCUGGUACCUGCUGUUCCUGUGUGUGGGUGUGUACCUGUUAAUCCAGCACGUGAGCAAGCGGAGAACCAGUCCAGAGAUGGGGGGCUCCACCCAUGUAACUGCUGAAGAUCCUGUAUCGGUGGUGAGACGGCAGGAGGCACUAGAAGCAUCCCGGCGGAGAUUGCAGGAGGAGCUGAACGCCAAAGCAGCUCAAUUCAAGGAGAGGCAACAAGCACUGGAGGAGGAGAAAAGGAGACAGAAGAUUGAGAUGUGGGAGAGCAUGAAGGAGGGAAAGAGCUACAAGGGGAAUGCAAAGAUAGCACAUCAGAAUACAGAAGAAGCCAGCUCAUCGGCUGUGCUGAAACCCAGGACUGAUAAGAAGCCUCUUAGAAACAGUGGGUUCAAUCCCCUGACAGGAGAAGGGGGAGGUACCUGUGCAUGGCGACCAGGCAGAAGAGGGCCCUCGGCUGGUGGAUGAGGUUAAAGAUGGUCAGAGUGACAGUGCUGCAGUGACCUCUGACACUGUCUCAAGAGCACACACAGACCAACUGAGCAUUGCUGCCAGCUCUAGUGAUGUUACGAAACAUGCUCUUCUAAUUAAAAUGGGUUUAAUCAUUGUAUACACUGUUUGGAUGCAUAAACUGAUACUACUUAAAAGCUUGACCCUUUGUUCUAUAAUUACAUCUCUCAAUGAAUUUGAACCUUUGAAAAGCAUAAUUCAGCACUUUGUAAGAAAUGUUAUACUGCUUAUACUGGAGCAAAUUAUAAUCAAUUCAUAGUCAGUGUUUAAUAUUUGAAUACUGAUGGUACCCAUUUUUGAUUAUUGUUGUGUAGUAGCAUUCUCAUGUAGGGAAGGGUGAUACCUGUCCUCAUUUUGAAGUCUUAGAACUAAGAUAUUGACAUCCUAGCUCUGCUGGGUGUAUGAGCUUGGCAGCUUCUAAUGAAGCCACACCCAGAAAGGGCAGAUGUGCCAGUGGGCGUGGCUGAUGAGUUUCAUAGGCAGUGUGUGUGUUCUAUUUUUUGUUUAAAUUUUGUAGUUAAAAGUACAAUACGUCUUCAUGUGUGUCUGUAGAUGAAAGCCAGAUGGCUACCGCAAUGUGCCAUAUCCCUAUAAUUGGUGUGUAUACUCUGUAACAGCCUGAAGAUUGAGUGUGUCUUAUGUAGUGAAAAAUGCAAAUCCCUCCUAGAGGAGUCUUUCUGAAUAAAAUUGUGGGGAAAGUACUCAUUUUACUCUCAUCCAGAAGUCUUGGUAAUGGGUGGAAAUGACAAGGCUAUAAUCAAAUUUAAUGCUUUUAAAAUGUAUUUAUCAUAAUAAAAAGCCAACAUGGUAUGUUGUCCUCUUUAUUGUGCUCAUUUUUGAAAACAUAUUUUAAUGCUUGGAGCACUUGGCUGUGGUAUUCAGUUUAAAAGUGAAUUUAUGUUAUUCUUAUUCAGCUGUUCUGGCUUUAAAUUUUGCUUAUUGUAUACCCGGUUACGGAAGCAUUAGCUAUAGCCCUCUUUCUGCAGCACAUCUUUAGUUAGUGACA
Molecule: messenger RNA, 1682 nt
Organism: Megalops cyprinoides (Indo-Pacific tarpon)
Lineage: Eukaryota; Metazoa; Chordata; Actinopteri; Elopiformes; Megalopidae
Gene: selenos
Product: selenoprotein S
Exons: 6
Coding region: 71-634 (187 amino acids)
Biological process (GO): retrograde protein transport, ER to cytosol; endoplasmic reticulum unfolded protein response
Cellular component (GO): endoplasmic reticulum membrane; Derlin-1 retrotranslocation complex; Derlin-1-VIMP complex
Source: RefSeq, a predicted model, not a curated record